This is a messenger RNA of Motacilla alba alba, 5988 nucleotides long. RefSeq names its product spermatogenesis associated 7 (gene SPATA7). The record is from RefSeq and is a predicted model, not a curated record. Gene Ontology annotation, cellular component: photoreceptor distal connecting cilium; axoneme; ciliary basal body. The transcript is spliced from 12 exons. Gene Ontology annotation, biological process: photoreceptor cell maintenance; protein localization to photoreceptor outer segment; microtubule cytoskeleton organization. Bases 2221 to 3882 code for a protein of 553 amino acids. NCBI's taxonomy places the organism in Eukaryota, Metazoa, Chordata, Aves, Passeriformes, Motacillidae.
UAUCGGAGUAUAUAGGAUUUUUGUGUAGUCUUGUCAAAGUUCAAAUAAGGCUGAGAUUUUUUUACCCUCCUAGAAAUACCAAAGAAUUAAUCUGCUAUGUUUUUCCCUAAUUCCAGGUAUAAACCUUGAAGUUAUUUACUGUUGUAUUUUCAGGAGCCCAUUAAUAUACUCACAGAUUUAUAGUAUGACCUGAAAUAAUCUGAAUACUGCGAUUUUAAACCAGCUUUGUUGCUUAAAUCCAGUCCUCUGCACUGGGCUGUUUAAUUCCCAUUGCUGUUCAGGUAUGUGUUCAGGAACAGCAAUACCAGCAUCAUGCACUUACUGUUAAUCAAUGACACACAUUUGGGCCACUUUUAUCCUACAUCAUAAGGUGGGGAUGAGUGGGGAACUCAUCAUUACUGCUGCAUGGAGACUGCUGUUAGGUUUAGGCAAUUUGCACAGACUUCCAGGAUUUUAAAACAAAAUUUAAAUGCUUCACAUGUUUAAAGACAACAUCAUCUUAUUUAGAUUUUUCCUGUAUCAUCAGAAGUCCUUGCAUUAAUCUGACUAGAGCUGAAAGGGUGUUAACACAGAGACUUGUGAACUACUUUUUUAAAAAAUUAUUCCUUCAUUUAUCACUUGAACAGCUUAUUAAAUUUACUAAACUAUUUGUUUGGUAGCACCAGUUAUUAGAUGCUCAAAUUUUCUUUGACCAACAAGAAAGAUGGAAAAUUAUCUAGUUAGGUCUUCAAAGAAGGAAGGACAUUUACAAGUUUUAUUUGAAUCAUAAUCAUUUUAACUGAAAUUGGGAAAUGUUGGUUAGUGUUCUUAACUUUUUAUCAAAUUUACUUUAGUUUACCAAAUUAAAACCUUCACUCAGUAAAUUGUAAAUUGUUACUGGGAGAAGAGUCUGAUACCCACCUCAUCACAGCCUCCUUCCAGGUAGUUGUAGCAAACUGACAUUAAUUCAUUUUCUUUUGCCUGCAGUUCAUAUCACAAAAUGUGCUACUGACUCAUGCAGCUGUUUGUUUCUGCUUUUGGAGUAUGAAUAGAGCAAUAGUUUGCAUCCAGAACUUCCCCUGCUGAAGCCUGUAGUUAGAAAAAUUUUAACAAAUAUUUUUCCAGAGUUAUGUAAUCAGAUAUGACUCAAGGCUACUGUAUUAUUUCAUUAGAUUCCUUAAAUUUUUCAGAGGGGGGCUUGACUCUUGAAACUCAAAUACAAUUUCGGUUGCAUGGUUUUAAUUAGUACAGAAUACUGUAAGAUUAUUAAUUCUAAAGGUCUGAGAGACCUAACUCUUAGGCAUUGAGAGUACGUGUAAAGAAGAGCUUUUGUGUAAUCCAGCAUAGUAUAAAUAGCAUCCAUCUAAUUAACGGCUUAGGAGGUUAUGUGUAGUGCUUGUCAGGAGGUGUAUCAUUUUUGUCAUAUUUUGCCUGUGAUACAAGUGACCCCAUGAAAAAUUCAGAUGGAACAUUUGGGACUUUAUUUCAAAAUUGGAGUAGUGUGAUUUCCCAAGUCUCUCUAUUCAUUGAGUUUUGCUUCAUGAAGUUUGGAUGAUAACGACUAUUCUUUCUGCUGGUGAAUUCUGCUAUUUAUUAACAAAUCUUAAAUGUGAUUAUUUUAAAGAUGGCUUCACAUGUGAGACUUUAUACUCCCAGGAUUGAUAAGAGUUUUGUUUUCAGUGAAACCAGAAAGGGGUCCAAGAGGCUUCUGUUUCACUUGCAUGAACAGGAAAGAAAAUACAGGUGUGAUUCUGACAUGCUUGUUUCGCCUCUCUGUAACUUUCAAAUACAAUAGAGUAGUGUCUGCAUUCAGUAAGUGGCUAAAUCUAAAGCCAUGUUUGAAGGCCUCUCGUGAUUGCAUAGGUGCUGCAGAAAAGUGGAGACUCGCCGUGUUUUCCUCUGCUCUUCACCUAGAGAAGGGUCUGGGGGUGGGUCCCUGCUCUCUGCUGGCCUUUGUCUAUCCAGUUCUGCAGCUGUUUGCCAGCUUUACCCAUCUGUGUGUAAGAACUAGGAGCAUUAGUAUUACCCAGUGGCUGGGUAGGAGAAAACCCAACAAAUUAAUACACAUUUUGUAGAGAAAUUCAUUCUGUUCUGUGUUCAUUCCCAGGUAUGUAAGUAGAGGGUAAGAACUAGGCAGCCAGGGAUAAGCAACCAGAGAAGCUUAAACUAGAUGAGCAAUUGUAGUUCCUGUAGCACCUGGUCAGCCACAGCUGAGCAAGUAGGGAGUGUUUGAGGGGAGGAAUGGCCGCAGUUAAAAUGCAUGAAUGCUCAGCUCUUGUCAUUCCCAGAUGUGGUCCAGCAAGUCCAUUUAAAGGACACUUAAGUAAUAAAAGUAAUGCUUUCUGCAUUGGCUCCUCUCGAAAUCUAGCUAGCCAAUACCUGAUCAGAGAUCACAUGGUGGUUCAUUAUAAUAGAAUUCUUUCAGCCAAAGCAGCUGUAGACUGUUCAUUGCCCAAAAGUAGGUUGGCCAGCAUCAAACUUGCUGACCAGCAAAGAAGAGAGAAACUGAAAAAGAAGAUAGCCAGGUGUGGAGAGAAGUUAAGUGUGUGUGAAGCUGUCUCUCCAUCCCGUCCAAGAGACCGUGGACGGCUGCUGCCAUCCUCUUUUAGAAAGAGUCUCUUGGAAGCAGAAGACGGUGUCUCACCCUCUGCUGGGCAGGCACAGUACCUAUCAGGAGCACCAUCUGCUUACGGCGAGGAUUGCUUGGUUCACUCUAGUCCAGUGAAAUGCACCAGGAAAUGUUCUCAGAAUCCAGCCGGGGCAUCCCACUCAAGUGUCUGUGUGUCACGGCCACCAGGCAAACGCUCCGCGUUUCCCCGCAGUCGCUCCAUCGAGAGUUUUGUGAGCGUUGGUUGUUCCCAGAGGUGCCAAGGACACCACCCCCGAGCCAGCGGCGGGGAUCUUCUAGAGAGGCACUCUGAGUACUUCACUAAGAGCCGGAAACCUUUCACUCCACGCACUUUAGUAUCAGAUGCUAAACCUUUCCUGUCAGAGUACAGGUUUUACACUCCUGCUCGAAGGAAGAAGAAAAAUCACCGCAAGCAGCGUGUGGAAGCUCAAACACAGACUGAUAUCAUCAGCUUUCCACCUGCAGACAAAGUGCCUGUGAGGAAAGUUACGAGUGAAAAGCAGAAGAUCAAAUCAAAGGCUGAAGAUAAAAGAUAUACUUUGGAUGAGCCUGAGAGAGGAAUAGAUGAUUUUCAACAAUCCAUCCUAAGAGAGACAUCAUGGUGUCCUCAGAAGUCUUCACCAAAGAGAGCUGUCGAUGCUGAAGAAGAGGAGCUUUUGUAUUUAACUUUCAUUGAAGAAGUAACAAAUGAAAUUCUUAGACUUGGCUUAUUUUCUAACAGGAUUCUGGAUCAACUGUUUGAGUGCCAUAUAGAAGAAAAUAAGAACCGCCUUGAUGAGGCCAAAAUGCGCCAGAUGUUGGAUGUGCUGAAAUCAGACCUUGGCUGCAGCCAGGACAGCGACACAGAGCUAACCCAUGCAGGUCAGGAAGCCUCGGGCCCACUGGAUCAGCAGGAGUGUGAUACGACAGAAGAGCUCACGUUUGCCAGUAAAGGUCACAGGCUGAGGAAAGCUACAAAAAAUGAAGAAUUCCUUGAGACCGUGGACUUUUCAUUAAAGAAACCAAACAAAUGUGGAUCACCAUCCCGGAGCAAAAGGUCAAGGGAGACACAGGGCAAGGAGAACUUCUCAGAAGAUACCAUGGAAAUGAUGGGUGCUGGGAGAGAGUCUGAUUUCUGUGGUGCGGAAUUUGAAGAACACCCAGACACUUCACCCACCUGUGAGGCAGCUUUAAAUUUGUUUACUUGUGACAGUGAUUUUGAAGUCAAUAAGGAACUUGAUGAACUUGAUGAAAACUUUGCAGACGCCCUUCACAUUUCACAUAACCAUUCAUAACUGUAACCAAAACUUACCUGUUAAACAGGGAUAGAGCUCCUUCUGUGGUAAACUGCCAUUUGUCAACCAAUAGUAAAUUGUUAGGUUUAUUUUCAGUUAUUUCUGUUUAAAUACUGCUAAGAUCUCUGUAGCAGGAUACUAAUAAUUGAGCAUUAAUCUCUGUAUAAAUUAGAUCUUAAAGGAUAAAGGGUCAGUUAUCAGAAUAAUUUUUUGUAUUUUUCCCAUAAUUGUAUAACUCGAAACAAACUUGAGAAUAUUAAAACUAGAUUUAUAUUUUUAGAGCUGUAAUAAUAAGUUAUGGAAUAUUUAUUGAUUUAAGUAAACUAAUUGAUAGCACAGUUGUGGUCCUGCUAUAAAGGUCUGAGAUGUUGUAGUCUGCAACAAUUCAACAACUUAACAUAAACUUAACAUCAAACAAUGUCCUCUUCCAGAAUGGACAAGCUGUUCCACCAUAAUAGUGUACUAUGUUACCACUUGCAGAAGCCCACAAGUGAAAAAUCAAACUAUUUCACAAGAAGAAAAUCCAAAUUUUAACAGAUCUAUGUAGAUUAAUGACUGCAGCUUUUUAUUUUCAGUUCUUUACUGAAUGAGACUGCUAAGUUCAAUUUCUUGCACUGAUGACAGCCAUGGCAUAGCUUUCUGCAUCAAGCUUUGGUUUUGGAAAAGGAUUGAAUUGCUUACUCUUUGAUGACUAGGACUGUGUAGAAGAAGACACAUCAGGCACCUUGUACAGCAAAUGGAAAAGAGGUGUUGUAUUUUCUGGUUUAGGUUUAAAUUGAAGCUAGUACAUGCAAUGCAUGAAAUCAACCCAAGUGUUAUUGUUUAAUCAGAGUACAGCUAUUGCCUGACAUUCCUGUUGCUGCAGAAUGAGCUUAACAGGUUCUGAGGAAAUGCUGGCAAGUUACAUUGUCUUGCUGUAGGUAAGGAACUAGGAGAAGUCUUAGGAAACUUGGAUAAAGCCUGUCCUCUGAUAUCUCCUAGGGUCAGUUUCUAACCUUCUUCCUCCCAGGACAAGGCCAAGUUGUACUAGUUCUUACAUAACAACUGCCACCACCUUCCUCCCUUGUGCCUCGUGAGCAUCGACCAGAGUCUGUGACUCCAUCGGUCAGAUGACCCUUUGCAGCUCAAAGGAGCUCCAAUAGACACAGACCACUGCUUCACUUGGGAAGCAUAAACUUUUAGACAAAAAGGAAAUGUCAAAAAACAGCUAGAGGAAGCCAGUCAGAGAAAAACAUGUCUGGCACAAUCACAGCACUGCAGUGCAAAACGUAGUUCCCAAAGAAAGCAAAAGGCACUUUCCUGGGUGCCUUGUCCACAAUAAUAAAUUGCUCUUGUUGACAAUGACAGGAGACCAGAGUUUAUUUUAGCCAGAUUCAUGUGGCUGGGCAGAUGGGCACCAGCCUUUCAUCUGCCACACUCAGUUGGCUGCCUUGUAAAUCUGGGCUGUAGCAUGAGUGCUCUGGCUCACUGAAAAGCAGGUGAGAUAAUGUGAAGACUUCUACAUCCCCCCAUCAGAGCCUGUCUUGUUGAAAAGAUGUGACCACAGAGCUGAGUCGGUACAGUGCAGGGAGGGUUUGUCCUCAAUCACAAGUGGUCACAGACCUUCUCCUAUCCUCAAGGAAACUCCCUCUCUAUUCCUUAUCCCAGAGAGCUGAACAGAAGGGAUGCCCUAGGAAGCUUGUUUAUAUUUUACAAAGAAUUCUGACACACAAGGACUGGUUUGAAAACUAAAGAGUGUGCUUUGAUGCAUACAAGUAUAAAGCCUCUUUUCUCCUCAGACAGGACUUCACCCAUUCUUCGGGCCCUCCAUUCCAAGUUCUCCGUUCUUGGUCAAUAAGUGGAAUUUAAGGUUUUUUCCCCUUCCUAUCUCUACACUUGUGACUUGUACAUCAUAAAAAAUGUCACUCAGCAAACUUUGGCUUCUUGUCUGCAUGAGUCUGAUUAAAGAUUAGUAAGAAUUUCACAUUCAAGUUCUGUAAAUGCAAAAAUACUGUAGGAAAACACCACAGCAGUGAACCUCACAGAAAGGCGCAAGUAAUGACAUACUCAUUUCCUGUAAUACAAGUAACAUAAAAAUAAAUAAAAACCUUGACCAUAUUUCCUGUU